AUGUUUUCCAGACAACCACUCGCACAAAACCUCCUUCGACCAUUAUCUAAACCCUCUUCAUCAUUCUCACGAUCAUCUACUCUGCCUCGAUUGACCUUCCUCCAAUCAAGAGGAUUAGCAACUUCUUCCGAUCCUUAUGAUGUCGUAGUUAUCGGUGGUGGUCCAGGUGGUUAUGUAGCUGCCAUCAAAGCUGCUCAAUUGGGCCUAAAGACCGCUUGUAUUGAGAAACGAGGAGCUCUCGGUGGAACAUGUUUGAAUGUCGGAUGUAUCCCUUCUAAAGCGAUGCUUAACAACUCCCACAUAUAUCAUCAAACUGGACACGAUUUGAAAAAUCGAGGAAUCGAUGUAUCCGAAGUCAAACUUAAUUUACCAGCAAUGUUAGCAGCCAAAAACGCUUCUGUGAAAGCUUUAACAGGUGGAAUUGAAACAUACUUGUUCAAGAAAAAUGGUGUUGACUAUAUCAAAGGAGAGGCUUCUUUCGCUUCACCCACUAAAAUAAAUGUAAACUUACUUGAAGGUGGUGAAACUCAAGUUGAAGCUAAAAACGUUAUUAUCGCUACUGGAUCAGAAGUUACCCCAUUCCCAGGAAUCGAAAUUGAUGAAGAACGAAUCGUAUCCUCGACCGGUGCUUUGGAUCUCAAGGAGGUUCCCAAAAAGAUGGUAGUCAUCGGUGGUGGUAUCAUUGGUCUCGAGCUCGGUUCAGUAUGGUCAAGAUUAGGUGCCGAAGUCACCGUUGUCGAAUACCUUGGUGCUGUCGGUGCUGGUAUGGACGGUGAAGUUGGUAAACAAUUCCAAAGAAUCCUCCAAAAGCAAGGCUUCAAGUUCAAGCUCAACACCAAGGUCAUCAGUGGUGAACGACAAGGUGACAAGGUCUCACUCAAGAUCGACGCUGCCAAAGGUGGUAAAGAGGAAACUCUCGAAGCCGACGUUGUUCUCGUUGCUAUUGGUCGACGACCAGUCACUAAAGGUCUCAACCUUGAAGCUAUCGGUGUAGAGACCGACAAGAGAGGAAGAAUCAUCAUCGAUGACCAAUUCAACACUUCCGCUAAAGGUGUCAAAUGUAUCGGUGACGUUACCUUCGGACCAAUGCUUGCUCACAAAGCAGAGGAAGAGGGUAUCGCCGCUGUUGAGAUAAUCAAAUCAGGUCACGGUCACGUCAACUACGAUGCUAUCCCUUCAGUAGUUUACACUCAUCCUGAAGUCGCAUGGGUCGGUAAAAACGAAGAGGAAUUGAAAGCCGCUGGUGUAGCUUACAAGAUCGGAAAAUACCCCUUCGCUGCGAACUCAAGAGCUAAGACCAACCAAGAUUCAGAAGGUUUCGUUAAAUUUAUCGUCGAGAAGGAGACAGAUCAGGUGCUCGGAUGUCAUAUAGUAGGGCCUAAUGCUGGCGAGAUGAUUUCGAGCGCAGUGCUUGCGUUGGAAUACAAAGCUUCAGCUGAAGAUAUCGCUCGAACUUGCCACGCCCAUCCAACUUUGUCGGAAGCAUUCAAAGAAGCUGCUUUGGCAUCUUACGACAAAGCCAUCAACUACUAA
Messenger RNA from Kwoniella shivajii, 1533 nucleotides. RefSeq names its product dihydrolipoyl dehydrogenase. The transcript is spliced from 11 exons. Gene Ontology annotation, molecular function: dihydrolipoyl dehydrogenase (NADH) activity; flavin adenine dinucleotide binding. NCBI's taxonomy places the organism in Eukaryota, Fungi, Basidiomycota, Tremellomycetes, Tremellales, Cryptococcaceae. The record is from RefSeq and is a predicted model, not a curated record. Bases 1 to 1533 code for a protein of 510 amino acids. Gene Ontology annotation, cellular component: mitochondrion; oxoglutarate dehydrogenase complex.